UUGUGAUCGGUUGUCGGGUGCGGCAUGCGCUGCUACAAGUGAGCAUAGUGGAUGAAUAGUGACAAAUUUAAGUAUAUGAAAUGUUAUACGUCCCAGAGUCACAGCAAUAAAUUUGUUAAUAUUUGUUUUUGAGAAAUUUUAGGGAAAGUGUUUAAUACACGGUAAGUUUAAAUAUUAUGCGUAAAUACGCAUAUAAUCAUGAUUAUGUACAUCUAAAGUGAGUGCCAAACAAAUCUCGAAUGCAAUGGAUUGUUAGUUGGGCAGUGACAGUUUAAAAUAAAGUGCUAUCAACUUGAAUUCGAUGGUUAAAGAAAAGUAAACUUUUUUUGUGAAGUGAUUGAAAACCAAUUUACAUCUGGAAGAAACGGAUUGGAUUUUGUGUUUGAUCGGGUUAACGUAGAUUAUAAAAAUGCGUGAAUACAAAAUUGUUGUACUAGGCUCAGGGGGUGUAGGAAAAUCUGCUUUGACAGUGCAGUUUGUACAAGGUAUAUUUGUAGAAAAAUAUGAUCCAACAAUAGAAGAUAGUUAUAGAAAACAAGUGGAAGUAGAUGGCCAACAAUGUAUGUUGGAAAUUCUGGAUACAGCUGGAACAGAACAAUUCACAGCAAUGAGAGACUUGUAUAUGAAAAAUGGUCAAGGUUUUGUUUUGGUUUAUUCAAUAACAGCACAAUCUACUUUCAAUGAUCUUCAGGAUUUAAGAGAACAAAUACUUAGAGUAAAAGACACAGAUGAUGUUCCAAUGGUUUUAGUUGGUAAUAAGUGUGAUUUGGAAGAUGAAAGAGUUGUUGGAAAAGAACAGGGGAUCAGCCUUUCGCGUCAGUUUAGCUGUGUUUUUAUGGAAACGUCUGCCAAAGCAAAAAUUAAUGUUUAUGAUAUAUUUUAUGAUCUAGUUCGACAAGUCAAUAAGAAAUCUCCAGUGAAACAACCGAAGAAACCUAAACCCAGAUGUAUGCUUCUAUAAUUUUAGGAAAUUCUUGGAACCAAAAAGUACAUUAAAACGAUUUAAAGACAAUUAUAUAUGUAGAGUGUAAAAGAGGCAAGUGCGGACUAAAAGUCUCUUGCAGUGAAGUUUUUUAAAGCUCUGUAUAUCAUUCUUUUAACACUAAUUUAAAUAUUUGUAAUAAAUAAAGUUGUCAGUUAAUUUUUCCACAA
Molecule: messenger RNA, 1152 nt
Organism: Diorhabda carinulata
Lineage: Eukaryota; Metazoa; Arthropoda; Insecta; Coleoptera; Chrysomelidae
Gene: Rap1
Product: ras-related protein Rap1
Exons: 5
Coding region: 410-961 (183 amino acids)
Biological process (GO): negative regulation of synaptic vesicle exocytosis; cellular response to cAMP; Rap protein signal transduction
Cellular component (GO): plasma membrane
Molecular function (GO): GTPase activity; GTP binding; GDP binding
Source: RefSeq, a predicted model, not a curated record